UCCAUCUGUCCUGUCACUCCUGUCUUGUCUCCCUUUUCUAUUGUUCAUUCACCCCCGUGCGCUCUCUCCCUGCCGUGGCGACGACUGGGCGACAGCCGCCGCCGCCGCAGUCGCAACCGUACACCAGGCGCCAAGGCCUUCUUCGGGACCUUCGCCGGCGGUGAGCACCGACUAGGAGUAUAUUCUGUGCCAAUGAAAUGUCUGCCUCUGAAAACCAGGCUGCUGAAGCCAGAAUGGACAAAAGUGCCAUGAAAAUUGGCCCAACUGGGAACAAAAUCCGUAUUCGUUUGCCAUUAUCACUGAGAAAGCGGUUGGCCGAAGGCCUUCAAACCAUGAGCACAGGAUUACCUGAGGAUACAACAAAACACGCUGCUAAGGAAGUACCUGAAUAUACUGAUGACACUGCCAAGGCUAAUUUCAUUGUCCCAGACCUGAAUCUGACAAUCGCUGCUGGCACGCAGGAUAAAAGGGAAAGCAUUUGCCCUGUAAGAAAAGGGUCAUGUGAAGAGCGACACACGGACAUUAUGAGCAAUGGGCUGCCUCCUGACAGCAGCGAAACAACAAAGAAGCAAGCAUGUGUAGGAGCCAUGGACAACACCCAAAGCAUGGAACCUUCAAUCACAGGAGUGCAAAGUGAAGUGGAAAAGAAUAACUCCAUUAAGAAACCCUGUGAACCUGCUAGUGAAAAUAUCUUAAGCAAGAAGCUACUCUAUGAGACAAACAGCAAUACCUCAAGGAAGAGAGUAACUGAAGAAGCUAAGAUCAACAACCCAAGCAAGAACCUGAAAACCUCUGCAGUGAAGUGUGGAGAGGCAAAUGACUGUUUCCUAACCAGACGGUCUGCUGAUCAAUCUAAUGACAAGAAAUUUAGCAAAAAACUGUGUAGCUCUGCGGUACAAGCUACUGACAGCUGCCAGAACAUUUCUGGAAUGAAACUUCCUACCUCUGUUGGCGUGGCUGUAGAACAAAGUACCAGCACUGCAUUCUCGGAGGCCACAAAAGUGUAUAAAGAGUUUGAGAAGCAGGUUAAGAGGACUGUAUACCUUGACAACUUGUCUUGCCUAGCUACAGAUGGAGUCAUUACGACGGCUUUGAACCAGUUCGGUAGUGUCAAACACGUUAGUUUUCUGACCAACUAUACAGUUCCAUUUGACAUUCCCAAAUCUGCAUUAGUAGAAAUGGAAACUGAGAAGGAUGCUGAUUCUGUGGUCAAGAUACUAGAUGAGUUCCCAUUCAUGAUAUCUGGGAUGCCAAGGCCUGUGAGGGCGAAGCAUGCCACAGCUGAAAUGUUCAAUGACCGUCCAUGUAAACCUGGUAUAAAGUUAGAAUUCCGUUGGGUGGGCCCUACAGACCCUGAUUAUCAUAAUGUCAGAAAGUUCAAGUUUUUGUCCAAGAGGCAUGAGUUGGAGAACUUAGCACUGAUCAAGAAUGAACUGCGAGAGGAGCAACUUCUCGCGAGGCAUCAGCAGGACAAUCUAAAUUUUCAUUACAUGAAGCUUGAGACUGUAGACAGCAUGAUUACGAGUGGCUGCAUCAAUCGCCUGACUCACAUUUACAACCUCCGUUUCGCUGACAUGUAUUGAGAGUGUCAGGUGUACAUGGACUUGUUUUGACCUCGGAACAUACCUGUUGGGUGGAAUUGAGCUGUGAACAUGAUGUUACGAUCUGAUUAAAGUCUGCUUUUAAUACUUUUCGGCUGUUAGUGUUUUUUAAAUGCUUUUAGGCUGUUUUUUAAAUGCUUUUAGCUGUGAACAUAUCCUAGUUUGGACCACACGUAGCUCCCUGGUUUUCGGCAUUGAACAAUCAGCUGAUGGCGCUGUAUGGAUGGAAUUCGGACUACUGUACUAAGCAUUUAACAAAGGAGAGCUUGGGUGCUAAAGAUACUGAAUAUUACUAUAUGUCUAGGCCUACUUUUGUAAUGGAGAUUUUUUCCCCUGUUCUUGCGCGCGCGCGUGUGUGUGUUUGAAAAAAUGAACAAUUUCCUGUAAAAUGCAUAGACCAUUCGUGCUCAAACAUGCCCUUAGAAUGGGCUGAUCAGACAGACGUCAAUAUCAAUUUUGUUUCUUA
Zea mays is the source of this 2067-nucleotide messenger RNA. RefSeq names its product RNA-binding (RRM/RBD/RNP motifs) family protein. Gene Ontology annotation, molecular function: RNA binding. The record is from RefSeq and is a predicted model, not a curated record. Lineage: Eukaryota; Viridiplantae; Streptophyta; Magnoliopsida; Poales; Poaceae. Bases 198 to 1583 code for a protein of 461 amino acids. The transcript is spliced from 3 exons.